Molecule: messenger RNA, 1584 nt
Organism: Papaver somniferum (opium poppy)
Lineage: Eukaryota; Viridiplantae; Streptophyta; Magnoliopsida; Ranunculales; Papaveraceae
Exons: 10
Coding region: 375-1487 (370 amino acids)
Cellular component (GO): cytoplasm
Source: RefSeq, a predicted model, not a curated record
ACAAAUUGCCGCUCAACCUGGUUGUUUCACUACCACACAUAAAUCUUCUUCUUUUUCUUCUUAUAUUUCUCUUCUUGUUUUGGGAGCUUCCCCACUUUCACCAAUUGCCAUAUAAAAAAUUAUACCCAUUACUUGGUUUCAAAGACCAACAACGUUUGCAGCAUAAGAGCCCCAUAUUUACCUUCACUACUCGUUUUGUCAAUUAGGAUACCAGAUUCUAGUAAUAAUCAAAGCCUAAUCAAAUUCCUGCAAAGAACCCAUUUCUUGAUUUUGAUUUUUCUCCAUAACCCAAAGUCAUUAGCAAUCAAAUACUAGACUACCAUCAGCUACAGAGAAAACCCAUUUCUUGAAUUGAUUCAGAUAGUCAAUUCUUCAUGGCUUUGCAAGUAACCGGUGCAAGUUUUUCUCUGUUAAAGAAUAGUAGAAGAACUCGUAGAAGUAUAAGAGCUGUUGCUUCUGAAGAGUCUGUUACUAUUCAAACAGGAGGAGAAGAUAAGGUGAAAUUGGGUGGUUCUGAUUUAAAAGUUACAAAGCUUGGGAUUGGAGCUUGGUCAUGGGGUGACACCAGCUACUGGAACAACUUUGAAUGGGAUGAUAGGAAACUGAAAGCUGCAAAAACUGCUUUUGAUGCUAGUGUUGACUCUGGUAUAACAUUCUUUGAUACUGCUGAGGUUUAUGGCUCAAAGUUCUCCUUUGGCGCAGUCAACUCCGAAACUCUACUCGGAAGAUUUAUCAAGGAAAGGAAGCAAAAAGAUCCAGGAGUGGAGGUAGCUGUUGCAACCAAGUUUGCAGCAUUACCUUGGAGGCUUGGUCGGGGGAGUGUCAUCUCAGCGCUUAAGGAUUCUCUUGAUCGGCUCAAUCUAUCUUCAGUCGAACUUUACCAGCUUCAUUGGCCUGGAUUAUGGGGAAAUGAAGAUUAUAUUAACGGGCUUGCUGAUGCCGUUGAACAAGGCCUUGUAAAGGCUGUAGGUGUCUCCAAUUACAGUGAAAAACGUCUAAGGGCUGCUUACAAGCAGCUUAAAAGCAGGGGGAUUCCUUUAGCUUCUAACCAAGUGAACUACAGCCUUAUAUACAGAAUUCCAGAGGAGAAUGGUGUGAAAGCUACUUGUGAUGAGCUUGGGAUCACAUUGAUUGCAUAUUCUCCUAUUGCGCAAGGUGCUCUUACAGGAAAAUAUACACCAGCAAAUCCGCCAACAGGCCCUCGAGGCCGUAUAUAUACUCCAGAAUUCCUCACAGAGCUCCAACCUCUUGUGAACAGAAUAAAGGAUAUAGGACAAAGCUACAACAAAACUCCUACACAGGUUGUUCUUAACUGGCUAGUUUCCCAAGAAAAUGUUGUGCCAAUUCCAGGAGCUAAAAAUGCAGAACAAGCCAAAGAAUUUGCAGGCGCAAUCGGAUGGAAACUGACUAAUGAUGAAAUCGCAGAGCUGCGAAGUUUGGCAUCAAAAACAAAACCUGUUAUAGGUUUUCCAGUCGAAAAGUUGUAAAUCUGUAGACCAAACCACUUUGUAAUGAUGUUGAUCAUGUUACUCACCAUACAAGGUUUAUAAACACAAUACAUAUAAUGAAACAUUUUCUCCACAA